AUGUUUAGAGCAAACAUACAAAACGUUAAGCAUAAGCUUAGUCAAAGCACACGUCCAUGUAAUCCUUCAAUUAAUGUUGCAGACUACCAAAUUGUUGCUGAAGGUAAUGCAGAGAUUCUAUUCCCAGAAAAGAAAGCAGUAUUUUACAACCCAAUUCAGCAAUUUAAUAGAGAUUUAAGCGUAACAUGUAUUAAAGCAUGGGAUAACCUUCACAGUAAUUCAAAGCAGAUAGAACGCUCUAGUCUGAAUACAACCAGUAAACCUAGUAGUAAUGAGCUAGACAAUGAGCCUACAAGUAAAAAACGGAAACUUUCCUUUAGCGGAUCAGGUGAUGAACAGGUUAAAGAAUCUAAACACUAUAUUAAGGUGCUAGAAGCGCUUUCUGCUACUGGCCUUCGUGCCAUUCGUUACGCUCGUGAGAUUCCUAAUAUUAAAGAAAUUGUUGCUAAUGACCUGUUGGCCGCGGCUGUUGAAUCCAUUCAAAGAAACGUGGAUCACAAUAAUGUCUCUGAACUUGUGAAACCAAACCAGGAUGACGCGAAUGUUUUAAUGUAUCGCUCAAAAUCUAUGGGACAAAAAUUUCAUGUCAUCGAUCUAGACCCAUAUGGGACGGCUGCUCCAUUCAUAGACGCCUCAAUGCAAGCAAUCGAAGAGGAUGGUUUGAUGCUUGUUACAUGUACUGAUCUUUCAGUUCUAGCAGGGAAUGGAUACCCAGAGAAGUGUUUUGCGUUAUAUGGAGGAGUCAAUAUGGCUGGUCACGAAGCCACUCAUGAAAGCGCGCUCAGGUUAGUACUACAUUUGCUUGGUCAAAGUGCGGCGAAAUAUAAGAAAUGCAUCGAACCACUUUUGUCUCUCAGUAUUGAUUUCUAUGUGCGUGUAUUUAUCCGUGUUAAAACUAGCCCAACUCAGGUAAAAAACCUGCAGUACAACACUAUGGUCGGCUACGUAUGCAGCGGCUGUGGCUCCUACCAUACGCAGCGUAUGGGUAAGAAAUCACAGCGUGAAUCCAAGAAAGGUAAGUCAUUUGUGAAAUACUCUCUUGCAAAGGGGCCACCUGUUGAUAGGUAUUGCAGUUUCUGUAACUCAGUCCAUCACGUUGUUGGACCGAUGUAUGGAGGUCCGCUUCAUAACCGCAAAUUUAUCGAGGAGGUUCUCCGAAUUAACGAGCAUGAGCACAAUGAUGAGAUAUAUCAUACACGUAAGCGGAUUGAAGGGAUGUUGACCCUUGCUCUUAAUGAAAUAGAAGCACCUUUUUACUUUUCUCCUACCUUCCUGUCGUCAAUUUUGAAAUUUCAAGUGCCACCGCUGAAGACUGUUGUUGCAGGCCUUGGUUCAUUGGGUUUUAAGUCCUCCUUAACGCACGCAAAACCGUCUUCCAUCAAGACUGAUGCUCCAUGGGACGCUAUUUGGUACAUUAUGAAAAAAUACUGCCUUGAUAAGAAGCUCUGCGACCCUAAGAAUAUGAACAACAAUGUUGUGGGUUAUAAAAUUCUUAACAAUGAGUCUAUUGUUGGGACCGAAGAAUGGCAACAGAAACUUUCUUUUGAACCUAAUGAACAAAGCGGUGAAUUUGAGCGCCUACGGAAACUGAAGAUUGUCCGGUACCAGGAAAACCCAACUAAAUUCUGGGGACCAAAGGCCAGGCCACAAUAG
Molecule: messenger RNA, 1653 nt
Organism: Eremothecium sinecaudum
Lineage: Eukaryota; Fungi; Ascomycota; Saccharomycetes; Saccharomycetales; Saccharomycetaceae
Gene: TRM1
Product: tRNA (guanine26-N2)-dimethyltransferase
Exons: 1
Coding region: 1-1653 (550 amino acids)
Biological process (GO): tRNA N2-guanine methylation
Cellular component (GO): nucleus
Molecular function (GO): RNA binding
Source: RefSeq, a predicted model, not a curated record